AUGCAGUGGUUUCCGGCGUUAAGAGCGGCGGCGAUUACGAAAUCGGAAGACGCGAAAGCAAAAGGUAUGGAAGAAGUAGAAGAAGGGUUAUUGCGACUUGAGGAAGCGUUUGUUGCUCUAAGCAAAGGGAAACCGUUUUUCGGCGGUGAAGAUAUUGGGUUAAUGGACAUUUGUUUCGGAAGCUUUUUGGUUCUCUUGAAAGCUAGAGAGAAGCUUAAAGGAGAAAAGCUUUUGGACGAAUCAAAAACUCCAUCACUUUGUAAAUGGGCUGACGAGUACUUGUCUGAUGAUACGGUGAAGAAUGUGGUACCAAAUGUUGAUAAAAUCGCUGAGUUUAUAGGAGAGCUUGAGGUUAAAGGUCAAUCUUAGGCAGCUUCGAGAUCUUGAGAUCAUCUAAGAAUUUUAUUUGCAAUGCAAAUAUGUCGAAUGUAAGUAUGAAAAUAAGCUGAAGGUUGAAGGGUUGUCUGAUACUUCGUAAGUGUAUGCUAUGAUUAUAUAAUGAUUCAGUGUAUUGACUACUUCCUUUUAUUAUAAUUCGAUGAUGUUACAAUAUAAA
Molecule: messenger RNA, 556 nt
Organism: Eutrema salsugineum
Lineage: Eukaryota; Viridiplantae; Streptophyta; Magnoliopsida; Brassicales; Brassicaceae
Product: glutathione S-transferase U16
Exons: 1
Coding region: 1-369 (122 amino acids)
Biological process (GO): glutathione metabolic process
Cellular component (GO): cytoplasm
Molecular function (GO): glutathione transferase activity
Source: RefSeq, a predicted model, not a curated record